Messenger RNA from Betta splendens (Siamese fighting fish), 2269 nucleotides. RefSeq names its product insulin receptor substrate 2-A-like. The transcript has 7 exons. The coding region runs from base 317 to 2131 and encodes 604 amino acids. Gene Ontology annotation, biological process: insulin receptor signaling pathway. Gene Ontology annotation, cellular component: plasma membrane; cytosol. NCBI's taxonomy places the organism in Eukaryota, Metazoa, Chordata, Actinopteri, Anabantiformes, Osphronemidae. Gene Ontology annotation, molecular function: insulin receptor binding; phosphatidylinositol 3-kinase binding. The record is from RefSeq and is a predicted model, not a curated record.
AGCGGCCCGAUGGCACUUCUGCUUUCACAGGCUGUGCAUGAAGGAAGCUGAAAAUGUGGAAAUAUGACGAAACUAAACUGCUCCAUCCGGUAUAACGAUCAGAGAACCAACGGUGACUGAAACCCCUGAAGGCCUCAGUGAUUGGCAGGCGGUACACCUGAGCAGACGGAGCUGUGGCUGCACAGAAGCGACACAAACGAGGAGCUUGAAGAUCAGCUUGAUUUAUGCUGUGAAGAGCAGAGGGCGACGCUGCUGGUGUUUCCUGGAGUGAUGUUUGUAGCUACCUGUCAGUUUCAGGUCUUUUAGUGUGAAUGACAUGGCAGAAGGACAUAGCGCGUGUGACAACCAGCAGGCAAAUCUUCCUUCUUCAAGCUCCCCUCUGUCAUCUGCUUGCUACAGCUCCUUUCAAACAUGGCUGCCAGGUGAGUCGCCGCGGCGGCCGCUAUGGACGGCUCAUCAGCAGGACCAUCCCAUCAGGGCACAGUUGAAUGAGCUACCUCCAUCCACUUUCUAUGAGGAACUGGUCUGUAGCAGCCAGUCCUCGGCCCCACUGGUCCGUCUGAGUGGUGCUAAGGCCCUGACGGCCUCUGGGCCACAGGGCGAUGUGGUCAAACAGGGUUAUCUGGGGAAGCUGGAGCAGAACCAGAAAAGAUAUUUUGUCCUGAAAGCAGGAAGUCACACCGGGCCGAGUCGACUUGAGUGGUACAAAAACCAGGAAAAGUUCUCCGCAACGGGGAAGUCUUCUGGUAAAGCUGCACUGGUGGGCUCGAGUAAACAGGGUGUGAUCUAUCUGAGAUGCUGUCUUGGUGUCAGCCGGAUUGGUAGCUCCAGGAAAGGCCACACGGUGGCGCUCUACACAAAGAAUCAGACCGUAGUACUCGUGAUGGAGGACCAGCAGGAACAAGAUGAAUGGUACCAGUCUGUUAGGAAACUGAUGGAGGAAGAACACAAGGAUGAGGAGCAAGGACAAGAAUUAGAUGAGGAGGACGAUGGAUACUGCACUCUACCGGCGGCUGCUUUUUACAAAGAGGUUUGGCCUGUAACCGUGAAACCCAGAGGUCUGGGCCGGUCCAAAUCCCUUGCGGGAGAGGCUCGACUCUGCCUCACGGCCACUGCACUCGUCUUGGUCCGAGUGUGCGCGUGUAAUGACUUGCCAUCAGUUAAAAUACCUUUGCUGAGCGUUCGACGCUUCGGCCACUUGGACGGCUCAUUCUUCUUGGAGCUCGGCAGGUCAGCACCAAACGGUCCUGGAGAGAUCUGGAUGGAAGCAACUGAUCAAGGAAACUCCGCAGUCGCCCAAAACAUUCACGAGGUGAUUCGAGAGACUGUACAAGCACUGCGCGCUCUUCCUGACUUCAGCCGUUCACCAUCUUCCAGCAACAGCCAUCCUCAAGCACUGUUGGCCUCCAAACGCAGCCGACCCAAAUACAGAGACAAGUGUUUGAAUGUGAGACCAACUGACUUGCCCCUGGCUCUGCCCCAUAGUGUUCCUGACAUCCACUCUAGCCCAACACAAAACCACCUGGAGCCCUGCAACGCAGACAAAACCGAUGCCUCUGCUCUGAGUUUCACUUUUAGAACUCCGCAGAGAUCCACAUGUGACACUGACAGCUACGUAGAAAUGAAGACUGACCAAAGCUGGGAGCUUGGUGACGAGGGGGAGAGGCAGGGGUACGUGAUGAUGUUCCCUCAGCUCAACCACACUUCAUCUCUGCCUAAGGACGACUACGUGAUCAUGUCAAGUCCACAUAAAGACGGCCAUUCAGCUCAUUCCUCCUUUUCUCUUCAGACGUUCAACAGCUCCACCUCUGAAGGUUGCUCACCUCUUCACCCAUCACAUCAUCAGCCUAAGGAGCACCAUCUGUCUCACUGGCUUGUGACUUCGGUUCGACAGUGGGAAGCACAAAAGGACCAUUCACAGAUAAGCAUCAGCUCUGCUGACGCAACACAAACUACACAGGGCAGCACGACUUCUCCUGUGUUAGGCCUGAUGGCACCGUCUGACGUGAGUGGACCAGUCUAUACCAGGCCAGACCAGUCUAGUCCACUCCAGGCUGCUGAGUUCAAGCCUGCUCGAAGACACAGACUGUUGUCCUGUCUGCCUGCCUGCCUGCAAGCAGAGGAAAAAUAAUAAAGGAAAAAAAUUAAUACUUGUCUAUUGCACAGACUUGUUGCACUGAGCACGAAGUCUGUACAUGAAUAAAGAGUCUUACAUCCAUACUACAGGUAAUGCAUAAGAAAAAUAAAGGCUUUGUUAAUACAAAAUCAA